Pipistrellus nathusii (Nathusius's pipistrelle) is the source of this 5727-nucleotide messenger RNA. The record is from the annotation of a GenBank genome assembly. NCBI's taxonomy places the organism in Eukaryota, Metazoa, Chordata, Mammalia, Chiroptera, Vespertilionidae.
AUGGAAGAACGAGAAAGCCGGGAAGGCGAGCCGAGCCCUCCUCGCUCAGCAGACGGCAGGCACACGCGGGAACAAGGAAAGAGCAACCUGCAUGUAACGUCAUUAGAAGAUGCAGAAUGCCGGAGAGCCAAGGAACGCCUUUCUAAUGGGAACAGUCGAGUGUCCGUUUCCAAGGCUUCCCGAAACAUCCCAAGGAGACACACCCUAGGUGGGCCCCGAAGUUCCAAAGAAAUACUGGGAAUGCAAACAUCUGAGAUGGAUAGGAAGAGAGAAGCUUUCCUGGAACAUCUCAAGCAGAAAUACCCCCAUCAUGCCACAGCAAUCAUGGGCCACCAGGAGAGGCUGAGAGACCAGACAAGAAGCCCCAAACUGUCUCACAGUCCUCAGCCUCCCAGCCUGGGCGACCCGGUGGAGCAUUUAUCCGAGACUUCCGGUGACUCUCUGGAAGCCAUGUCUGAGAGCGAAGCCCCAAGUCCUUUCUCCAGAGGCAGCCGAACCAGAGCGAGCCUUCCGGUGGUGAGAUCGACCAACCAGACGAAAGAAAGAUCUCUGGGGGUUCUCUAUCUCCAGUAUGGAGACGAAACCAAGCAGCUCAGGAUGCCCAACGAGAUCACAAGCGCAGACACGAUCCGGGCUCUCUUCGUAAGUGCCUUCCCUCAGCAGCUCACCAUGAAAAUGCUGGAGUCGCCCAGUGUCGCCAUUUACAUCAAAGAUGAAAGCAGAAACAUCUAUUACGAAUUAAAUGAUGUAAGGAACAUCCAGGACAGAUCGCUCCUCAAAGUGUACAACAAGGAUCCUGCACACGCAUUCAAUCACAUGCCAAAAACUGUGAACGGAGACAUGAGGAUGCAGAGAGAACUUGUUUAUGCAAGAGGAGAUGGCCCUGCGGCCUCUCGACCGGGGUCCGCAGCUCACCCAGCUCAUGCCAUUCCAAACUCUCCGCCCUCCACUCCCGUGCCCCACUCCAUGCCUCCUUCCCCGUCCAGAAUCCCGUACGGAGGCGGCCGCCCCAUGAUGAUCCCGGGCAACGCCACCAUCCCCAGGGACCGACUCUCCAGCCUGCCCGUGUCCAGGUCCAUCUCGCCCAGCCCGAGCGCCAUCCUGGAGAGAAGGGACGUCAAGCCCGAUGAAGACAUGAGCGGCAAGAGCAUCGCCAUGUACCGCAACGAGGGUUUCUACGCAGACCCUUACCUGUACCACGAGGGGCGCAUGAGCAUCGCCUCCUCCCACGGCGGCGGCGCGCACCCGCUGGACGUGCCGGACCACAUCAUCGCCUACCACCGCACCGCCAUCCGCUCGGCCAGCGCCUACUGCAGCCCGGCCCUGCAGGCGGAGAUGCACCUGGAGCAGCAGUCCCUGUACCGACAGAAGUCCAGGAAGUAUCCGGACAGCCACUUACCCACGCUGGGCUCCAAGACGCCGCCCGCCUCUCCGCACCGCGUGGCCGACCUGCGGAUGGUGGACAUGCACGCGCAUCACAACGCGCACGGGCCGCCCCACACUCUGCAGCCCGAGCGGGCCUCGCCCAGCCGCCAGCCCUUCAAAAAGGAGCCGGGCACCCUGGUGUACAUUGAAAAGCCCCGGACCGCGCCAGGGCUCUCCGGCCUCGUGGACCUGGGCCCUCCGCUAGUGGAGAAGCAGAUGUUUGCUUACAGCACCGCUACGAUCCCCAAAGACAGAGAGACCAGCGAGAAGAUGAUGAAAACAUCAGCUACUAAGACCCUCACAGAUAGUGCAGGAACUCCCCAUGUUUCUGGCGGGAAGACACUCGGUGCCCUGGAGUCCCUGGGGCCACCCAGCCAGCCUCUGGCCGCUGGCACCUCGGCCUUGCACCUGAGCCUGCUCGACAUGAAGCGGAAUGUGGCCGAGCUCCGGCUUCAGCUGCAGCAGAUGCGACAGCUCCAGCUGCAGAACCAGGAGCUGCUGAGGGCCAUGAUGAAGAAGGCUGAGCUGGAAAUCAGCGGCAGGGUGAGUGAAAUGAUGAAGAGGCUGGAGGACCCUGUGCAGCGCCAGCGCGUGCUGGUGGAGCAAGAGAGACAGAAGUACCUGCAUGAAGAGGAGAAGAUCGUCAAGAAGUUAUGUGAGCUGGAGGACUUGGUGAAAGACCUGAAGAAGGACUCUGCAUCAGCCAGCCGAAUGGUCACCUUAAAAGACGUGGAAGAUGGGGCGUUCCUCCUGCGACAAGUGGGGGAAGCGGUAGCUGCCCUGAAAGGAGAGUUCCCGACCUUACAGAACAAGAUGCGAGCCAUCCUGCGGGUGGAGGUGGAGGCCGUGCGCUUCCUGAAGGAGGAGCCGCACCGGCUGGACUGCCUCCUGCAGAGAGUGCGGAGCAUGACCGACACCCUGACCCUGCUGCGCAGACAUGUCACCGAUGGGCUCUUGAAAGGGACAGAUGCAGCCGAGGCCGCACAGUACGUGGCCAUGGAGAAGGCCACCGCCGCAGAAGUCCUGGCGACCCAGCCCCUCCACGGCGCAGCAGUCCCUCGAGACGUGAAGUCGGAAGUGGUGCCCUUGACGGUUCACCAUGUACAGAGCUCUCCUGUGGUCACCCAGCCCUCCCAGCUCUCCUCCGCCCCACCCAACCCUGCCCAGCACCCGACCAGCCCUCCAGCUGUCACACAGGAAGUGACCUCCGCUCCCCAGUCAUCACAGGCAACUCAGUCCCCGCAGGCGCCCGUGAAUGGCUCCUCCAUGCAGAACUUGUUCAUUGAGGAAAUCCACAGUGUGAGUGCCAGGAACAGGGCGGUGUCUAUUGAGCAAGCAGAAAGGAAGUGGGAAGAGAAAAGACAAAACCUGGACCACUAUAAUGGGAAAGAGUUUGAGAAGCUCCUGGAAGAAGCUCAGGCCAAUAUCAUGAAGUCAAUUCCAAACCUAGAGAUGCCCCCAAAGCCCAAGGGUGACGUCCCCGGGGACAGGCUGGAGCUCUCCGAAGACUCUCCAAGUUCCGAGCAGGACUUGGACAGGUUGGGGGGCAAGUCCCCACCUCCUCCUCCCCCGCCCCCGAGACGGAGCUAUCUGCCAGGAUCCGGGCUCACCACCACCAGGACUGGCGAAGUGGUCUACCCCAGCAGGAAGGAGAACACCAUCACUAAGGUAAGCAGUGAAGAUGCCGGACCAAGCCUGCAGGCUAGAGCCACAAAGUGCCCAGCAGAGGAGACUGCUUCAUCAUGGACUCCAUCCCCAACACCAGUCACUACCUGCUCCUCAAAGGAUGAGGAAGAGGAAGAAGAAGGAGACAAAAUCAUGGCAGAACUCCAGGCAUUCCAGAAGUGUUCCUUUAUGGAUGUAAAUUCAAACAGUCACGCUGAGCAGUCCCGGGCUGACAGUCACGCUAAAGACACUAGGCCGGGGGCCACAGUCUCACCCAAGGAGAAGAAGAAUUUGGAAUUUUUCCACGAAGACGUACGGAAAUCUGAUGUUGAAUAUGAAAACGGCCCCCAAAUGGAAUCCCAAAAGGUCACCUCGGGGGCUCCUACACCUAGUGACCACCCUAAGUGGGAAAGAGGAGUGGAGAAUAGUAUUUCUCAAGAGCAUCAGAAUAUAAAACUGACAUCAAGAACAUCAGAUAUUCUUGAUGCCUCAAGAACAUCCGAAUAUAAAACUGACAUCUUAAUGAAGGAAAAUUCCAUACCCAAUAAGAGUUUACUUAGAGACAGUAGAAACUAUUCCCAGAAAAAUGUGUCUAAGGUCAGUUCCAAUUUCCCUGGCACCAGUUUGUUAGAAGAUGAAAUAAGCAAAGGGCCUAAAACCUCAGGGCUGCAGGGCCCUCCAUCUGACCCUGAGAACCAGAAGAUGAAUUAUGGGAAGACAAAAGAGAUGGCUCCACGAGAUCAAGAAAAUGCAGAUAGAUGUCACUUCCCCUCACCCACUAGGUCAACUGAAUUGAGUAUUUGUGAUGUCCAAACUCAAGAUCAAGAGGUUCCUGUGACAGAGUUUGGCCAAGUCGUGCUAAGACCCAAGGGGGGUUGGCAUGGGAAUAACGGAAAGCCUAACGAGGACAGAGAAUCAACCCCGAGUUCUCCCACCGAGGAAAGUGGGCCCACGGACAACAUCGCCUUCAUGAUUACCAGGACUGCGGUCCAGGUUCUCUCCAGCGGGGAGGUCCGCGAGAUAGUGAGCAAGAAGGGAGAAGAUGUGCAGACGGUGAACAUUGAUGCCAAAAAAGAGAUGACUUCCCAACAAGAAGGGACUGAAAAUGAAGAGCCAGUUGUGUGCCUAGACAAGAAACCAGUCAUCAUCAUUUUUGACGAACCCAUGGACAUCCGAUCUGCGUAUAAGAGACUUUCAACUAUAUUUGAGGAGUGCGAUGAGGAAUUAGAGAGAAUGAUGACAGAGGAAAAGAUAGAAGAGGAGGAAGAGGAGGAAAAUGGAGACGCUGUGGUCCAGAAUGACACUUCCCUAAAGUUCCAUAAGGCCGUGUCAGGCCCCGGCUCAGGACUGCAGGCCGAGAGCCGGUUGCAGCCACACUCCGUCUCUGGAGAUGCCGGAGUGUCAGGAGGACAGGGAGUGAAUAAGGCCGAGCUGGCCACGAGCGGCGGAGCAGACUCUCCAGGUUCAGAAAGCAAGUGCGAUGGGGCAUACGACCAGUCAGAGAGUCCCAAGAAAAAGUUCAAGUUCAAAUUCCCUAAAAAGCAACUCGCCGCCCUCACGCAGGCAAUCCGCACAGGAACCAAGACGGGGAAGAAGACCUUGCAGGUAGUGGUCUACGAAGAGGAGGAAGAGGACGGCACUCUGAAGCAGCACAAAGAAGCCAAGCGGUUUGAAAUCCCUCAGUCUUCUCCGCCCGAAGACGCCCCCCAACACAGGCUCCGGAGACAAGGGCAGCCCGGGCUGGAGAACAUGUCCUCCCUCUCCAGAACGGACGAGAUUAGGAAUAACACCUACAGGACCCUGGACAGCCUGGAGCAGACCAUCAAGCAGCUGGAAAACACCAUCAGUGAAAUGAGUCCGAAAGCCCUCGCGGAUACCUCAUGUUCUCCCGGCAGAGAUUCUGCUACAAGCUCAUCCCACAUAGCCUGGGAGGCCUCCUCUCCCCGAGCCUUGCUAGUCCUGGAAGAACCUCCCACUGCCCUAGAGCCCCCCUCAUCCAUCCCUUCAGCUUCACGUAAGGCCCCCAGUGGGACCCCGCAGACCAGCAGGAUGCCCAUCCCCAUGAGCUCCAAGAGUAGACCCGGAAGCCUGGACAAGCCCGGCAAGCAGACCAAACUGCAGGAUCCCCGCCAAUACCGUCAGGCUAAUGGAAGUGCUAAGAAAGCUGUUGGGGACUGUAAGCCUGCUUUCCCCUCCUUACCUGCCUCUAAGAUUCCAGCCCUUUCUCCCAGCUCUGGGAAAAGCGGCUCUCUGCCCUCCUCUAGCGGUGACAGCUCUAACCUCCCUAACCCAGCUGCUUCUAAACCACCAGUUACUUCUAACCCUCUCAGCCCCCAAACAGGACGAUCCGCCUCCUCCGCCUCCCUCAUCCCCUCUGUCUCUAAUGGCUCCUUGAAGUUUCAGAGCCCCACUCACACAGGUAAAGGUCACCAUCUUUCAUUCUCACUGCAGACUCCCAAUGGCCGAGCAGCCCCUCCCUCCUGCUCCUCCUCCCCCCCCUCCCCCGCCUCCCCCACUUCACUGAACCAAGGUGCCCGGAGCAUCAGGACCAUCCAUACCCCCAGCCUCACCAGCUACAAGGCACAGAACGGAAGCUCCAGCAAAGCCACCCCGUCCACAGCAAAGGAAACCUCUUAA